UGUCAUUCUUUCAUUCUUUAUAACUGUCCGAGCAUUUCAUUCAGCAGGUAUCUACAGACGCUAAAUGUAAGCAGAAGAAUGAAGUUAAUGAACAAGCGGAAGUUGAUUGGUUGAAAAACAGUCAAAGGUCAAAGUUUAAAAUGGCGAAUCUUAGCAAACCUUUGGGUAUUAAAUACAGCUGUUAUGAAGUUGGGCAUACUUGGAACCCUUAUUGUUUGCAUGCCACUAAAGAUAUAGCAAAACACGGCUUCAAGGAGGCCCUUAAAAUUUAUACUCUCGUAUACGUGUUUGCAGCCAUUGUCAGAAAACGAGGACUAGAAUACUACAAGAAGCAACUCAUUCCAGAAAUCUUACACUCUUCACUCUUCUUAUCAACAAAUGCUUAUAGUUAUGUGGCAUUCUUCUGCCUGUGGCGAUAUGUUUUUGGAAACAUAUAUUUUUUGACCACUGGUUUUUUACCAGCUGCCUCGGCUGCUUUACUUAGUAUUUGUUUAGAAAGAAAAUCCAGACGUGGUCUCUUAGCGCUCUAUGUGACUAACUUGGCUAUUGAAACUAUGUAUCGGAUGAGUGUCUAUCGUAAAUACAUCAAACCAGUGAAAAACGGAGAGGUGCUGAUGUUUAGUGUUGUCAGUGCUGUGUUUUUGUACCUCUAUAAAUCUAAAGGAGGGCUUUCAACUUCUGUAGCGUCUGUAAUUAGAUUCUUUGUGGGUGCUGAAGAACAUGCAGACUCUACAGAGGAUAGUUACUGUGAAAACGAGCAGAAUUUGGGAGCAAGUCCUUUAAAAUAUAAUUCCAAUAAAUACUUAGAAUAUAUAAAAUCAUUGAAGAAGCGCUUUGAACAGUCUCCACGACAUCCACUAUGCAAACACAAUGAUGGCUGCAUCCAUUAUAUACUACGUGGAUUCUCCAAAAUGGCUGGAGUCGGCUUUGGAUUACAAAUAGCAGUCAAAUUAGUUCCAAAUGUGAUUCGAAUAUUGCGAAAACCAACUCUAUUUUUACAGCUUAUCUGGCAUCAAAAUAAUCUCAAACUUGGUGCUUUUCUAGGAUUAUUUUCUACUGUUUUUCGAGGUUCAAACUGUGCCUUGCGGUGGCUUCGACAAAAAGAUAGCAGUGUAAAUGGGUUUGUGGCAGGGUUUUUAGCUGGUUGGUCCAUGCUGUGUUACAAAAGUUCUACUUUGGCACUUUAUUCAGCUAUGAAGCUACUUCAGGUACUCUAUUUCAAAGGGGUUGAAAAAAAAGCAGUCCCUCAUAUACACUGGGCAGAUAUUUUUCUGUACACACUUUCAACUGCCUUCAUCUUCCAUGUUGCUAUCUUUGAACCCCAUAACCUCCGUCCAAGCUACUGGAAAUUUUUGCUGCGAGUCACAAACAACAAGCUUGGAGAAAUCAACAGACAAAUAUUAAAUGCUUUUCAAACUAAGGCUUCUGAAUUACUUCCCGAUUUCUGGCCAAAUUAUAAUCCUGCCUUUACCAAUUUAAUAAAGCCUGACCAUUUAGCUCAUUAAUUAACCAAUUGUCAACAGAUGUCAAUGAAUAUUCUAGAUUUUCAAGAUAUUUCUAUAAAAAAUGUUUUGUUGUG
Molecule: messenger RNA, 1579 nt
Organism: Octopus sinensis (East Asian common octopus)
Lineage: Eukaryota; Metazoa; Mollusca; Cephalopoda; Octopoda; Octopodidae
Product: transmembrane protein 135-like
Exons: 13
Coding region: 141-1505 (454 amino acids)
Source: RefSeq, a predicted model, not a curated record